CAAGAAUCUUUACAUUAUAAGUGAUUUAUAUUUUUCCCACGUUUAUGCCAAACAAAUUAGGUUGGUAUGUUAGGGUAAACAUGUUGGGGCAAACUGAGAUUUAGUAACGUUAAAAGAACCUAGGCAGGCAGGUGGGAGUCUGUCUGAACUCCUAAUAAACCACUUGGCUUCAACAACUACACGUUGUCGGUCUCUUUCGGUGUUCAGUAAAUGCUAAUGAAACUACGGACAUCCAUUUCUUCCUGCUGCGGAAAGAUGUUAGUUUGGUAUUUUGGGGGCGUGCCUGCUCCUUAGGUGGUGGCGGUGUCAGGUAAAUCAGACGGGCCGGGACAGGUCAAUGCGGAAGUUAUAAUUUUGACAGGGAUAACCAGUCCUCUCUCUCUCCACCAAGGCGGGCAACGUUUUCACAAAACAUGGAGCGUAUGACAAAAAGCGAAUUAUGAAAUAUAUCGGAGCAGUGAUUUAAAGAGACCGAGAAGUUUACAAAAUGCGAAGGCGAGAUGCAGCUUCGAGGGAGCGCGAUUACGCGGUACCACAGACUCCACAAGGCAGCGACCAGUCUACCCAACAGACUCCUCGGGGUCCCCCGCUCACCAGCACAGAGGGAAUGCAUCAAGGUUACUUUACAGAAUUAACUCAGUCCAUUAUGACUAAAGCAGCGCCGUUGAGCACUGAGCAAUUUAGUGCAAAGGAUGUCAAUCGCAUUUUGAUGGAAUUCCUCAUGUAUCUGGGGAGAGUAUUCCUUUUAUGUUACCCCAUUUACUUGACGGGCUUCGUUGGACUAAGCAUCAGCUGGAUUUUGCUUAGCCUCUUAUUGUGGACAAUGUGGAAGAACAAUCGCAAAUGGAAGGAUGUGCGCUUAGACAGUGCCGUGAACUUUUUGGAGAACGAAAGGCUGAUGGUCGACAAAGAAUUGAAGGACCUGCCUGCAUGGAUUGAUUUCACAGAUAUUGAGAAGGCUCAUUGGAUUAACAAGAUUCUUCAACAAGCGUGGCCAUUUUUUGGCAUGUUCAUGGAGAAACUCCUCAAAGACAACAUUCAGACAUUAGUACGAACAUCAAGUCCACAUCUUAAAACCUUCUCCUUCACUAAGGUCCAUUUUGGGCAAAGGCCUCCCAGGAUCACUGGAGUGAGGGUUUACACACAUGAGGUGGACAAGAGAGAGGUCGUUCUGGACCUCAAUAUUGUUUACGAUGGGGACGUUGACAUUGACACAGAGGUGAAGGCAGGAAUCGUUGCAGGAAUUAAAGGGCUUCAGCUGGAAGGAAUGCUCCGUGUGAUUCUGGAGCCUCUGAUUGGCCAGGCUCCAUUAGUGGGUGGCGUUACUAUGUUUUUCAUCCGUCGUCCGACAUUACAGAUAAACUGGACUGGAAUUACCAAUCUUCUAGAUACUUCUGCAUUUAGUUUCCUCUCUGAGCCAACCAUCAUGGACAUCAUUGCUUCUCUCAUGGUGCUACCCAAUCGCAUGUGUAUUCCCCUCGUAGACCAAGUGAAAGUGGACCUGAUGCGAUUCCCCUUACCUCGAGGUGUAGUGCGGGUCAGGUUGCUGGAGGCCAAAGAUCUAAUGGCCAAGGACACCUUUAUGUUGGGACUGGUGAAGGGAAAGUCAGACCCUUAUGCCAUACUACGAGUUGGUAACUCCCAAUUCAAAAGCAAGACCAUAAAAGAAAAUCUAAAUCCGCGUUGGGAUGAAACGUAUGAGUAUGUGGUCCAUGAAGCUCCUGGACAAGAGCUGGAGAUAGAUCUUUUUGAUGAGGACACCGACAAGGAUGACAAUUUGGGAUGUUUUCAAUUGGAUUUGGGCGAAGUGAAGAGAGAGAAACAAAUGGAUGAGUGGUUUGAACUAAAGAAAGCGAAGACUGGUAUGGUGCGCCUGCAGCUGCAGUGGCUGUCUCUGCAGACAGACCCAGGCCUUCUAGUGGAGACACCUCAAGGGAGUGCUUGUGCAAUGCUGGCAGUUUACCUGGACAACGCCUCCAAUCUGCCUAGAGACCAGAGCGAAUUCAGCCACCAUGAAAAACAUGGCAAACACUCGAAAGAGGCCAAGCUAACAAGAAGAAGGAACAAUCCAAACUCCUAUGUGGAAUUCUCUAUGGAUGAACAGACCCAGAAAAGCAAGGUUGCAUAUGCCUCCAAAGAUCCAGUGUGGGAGGAGGGCUUCACAUUCUUUGUGCACAGUGUGUCCAACCAAGUGCUGAACGUUCAGGUGAAGGAGCCUGAGAAUAAGUGCCCACUGGGCGUGAUGACGCUGCCCCUGGCCCGUCUGCUGAACACGUCUGACCUGACUCUGGACCAUCGCUUCCAGCUGGAGCGCUCCGGAUCCAACAGCAUCAUCAAGAUGAAGGCCACACUUAGGAUCCUGAAGUUAGAGAAAGCCGAACCGAAGCCUGUGGCCACCCCGCAGCCCGAGACACAACCCCAGCCACCGGCACCUCAGAAUCAGCAGCGCGGCCCUUCUGCACACGCCCAGCCACAGGCUCCCCAGUCAGGCCCCGCUGCCCCGGAGACCGGCCCUUCCAACGGCCUCUACGCUGAGUACCCCCGCCAGCGGCUGUACGAUGGGCCUCAGACGGCCCCGUCCACCCCGUCCAACAUGAGACGCUUUGACUCGCACAGUAUGCUGUCAGAGAACUCCAUCGCCUCCUCACGCAUGGAUCUUUCAGAGGGGCUCCCCUACCCAGAGGCCAUACUGAAUCACACUGGAAGUUUUGGGGAGAUUCAGCUGACUGUAAGAUAUGCCACACUGAGGAACAAACUCAUUGUCCUGGUGAACUCCUGCAGGAACUUGUUCCCCUGCUCUGAGAAUGGCUCAGACUCUUACGUUCGCAUCUAUCUGCUGCCCGACCAGAGAUGGAAUCACCGCAUGAGAACUCCGGUCAAGAAGAGGACUGUGAACCCAGUCUUCAAUGAGAAGUUUGAAUUCUCUGUGUCCUUGGAGGAGGCUAAGUCCAGGAAGCUGGAUGUGGCUGUGAAGAACAACAGAAUGUUCUAUGUCCGAGAACGUAAAGAAAUUGGAACGGUGCUCAUUGAUUUAUCUGGGCUUGACCUGGCCAAGGGCUCCACAGAGUGGUAUGAGCUUACCCUGCCUGGGCUGAAGACUACCGAUUAGUGAAAGGAACAAUUUUUCCCAUUUGGGCCCCUCAGGGUGAAGACUUCACAAGCUCAAAACGGAGCAGCUAUGAUUUGUACAGAUGUCUUGUGGUCAAACAGAGGAUAAGUACAGAGAAAUAUUAUAGAAACGUAUUCACAAGACUGGUCGUUUUACGUACAUGAGGACGCUUGUGUUUGUAUUUAAUGUGUUACCAUUUUCUAAAGAGAGGUGAAGUGUUUAUAAGCACUCUUUUUGGAUCGAUUGUGCAAGAGUUGCACUCUGUAAAGGUCAAAUUGUGGUUCUUAUGUAUAUUAGCGGUCAUCGCUGGCUUACAUGACCUGUACAGUAUAUGUAGAGAGUCCACUGGAUUCUUAGCCACAGUAAAUGCAAAGGUCAAUUUGUUUUAUAACAAAAAAAUAUUAAAUCUGGUCCAUCCAAGGGACACAUAAGUCCACUGCUCAGUGAGAAAGCUUCGAUCUUAUGCUAAAGAUCACUGCACUAAACUUCUUUAACUAUUUGUCUGACACUUUGUAUGAGGCUGUAAUUUCAAAAGCUAUAGGCUUAUGGUAUUUAUGGAGGUGGUUGAGAAGUUUCCAAACUGUGUUGUUAUUUAGGUUUGGCACCACAUUCUGUGUAUUUGACAACAGUACAAAUAUACUUUAUCAUGAGGUCAAACAUCUUUGAAUAAAAACAUUUAUAUUGUU
This is a messenger RNA of Clupea harengus (Atlantic herring), 3795 nucleotides long. RefSeq names its product extended synaptotagmin 3 (gene esyt3). Gene Ontology annotation, cellular component: endoplasmic reticulum membrane. NCBI's taxonomy places the organism in Eukaryota, Metazoa, Chordata, Actinopteri, Clupeiformes, Clupeidae. The record is from RefSeq and is a predicted model, not a curated record. Gene Ontology annotation, biological process: lipid transport. Gene Ontology annotation, molecular function: phosphatidylcholine binding; phosphatidylethanolamine binding; calcium-dependent phospholipid binding.